GAGUGAGAGGGGGAAGUCUCUGGGAAGAGGCUGUGGGAAGAGGUUGGAAUGAAUGUGAAUGCUGUGGGCUGGAGUUUACUAAAGUCCAGAAAUUCUUACAGACUUUGAAAUAAUUACAGGGUUUAACUCAGAAACAGCACCAUAGUGAUUCUCCCAUACUGAUUAAAACACAGUUUACAGAUAAAACAAACUCACCAGAGGCUUUAUUAUCACUGUUAUCACAAUUUUCACUAUUAUUAUCACUGUUAAAGCGAGGACUGUUCUCCGAGCUGCUGCUGCUGCUGCUGAGUGCCAUCAUGAGUGUGCUGCCCCCUGUCCGUAAGGACCGCGUCAUCCCACAGCUUCCCAAGUUCUUCAAUGAAGGUGCUGCUUUACACACAGAGGAUGAGUUUGACACCAAGGUGAAGACAGCCUGCCAGGAGCAGAGGACUGGGACAGUAGGUAGGUUUAAAAUCUCCAAGGUUAUUGUGGUUGGUGACCUGGCAGUGGGGAAGACGUGUCUGAUUAAUAGGUUCUGUAAAGAUGCGUUUGACAAAAAUUACAAAGCAACCAUCGGCGUGGACUUUGAGAUGGAGAGGUUUGAAGUGCUUGGAGUUCCUUUUAGCCUGCAGCUGUGGGACACUGCAGGUCAAGAGAGGUUCAAGUGCAUUGCUUCCACAUAUUACAGAGGAGCACAAGCUGUAAUAAUUGUUUUUGAUUUGACUGAUGUGGCCUCAUUGCAGCACACCAGGCAGUGGCUGGAGGAUGCUAUGAAAGAGAAUGACCCCACCAACGUGUUGCUCUUUCUAGUGGGAACAAAGAAAGACUUGAGUUCUCCUGCGCAGUAUUCCCUCAUAGAAGAGGAUGCUGUUAAAAUGGCAGCAGAGAUUAAAGCUGAGUACUGGGCUGUAUCCUCUUUGUCUGGUGAGAACGUGAGGGAGUUUUUCUUUCGCGUGGCGUCACUUACGUUUGAAUCCAACGUGCUGGCAGAGCUGGAGAAAAGUGGCUCCAGGCGCAUUGGAGAAGUUGUCAAAAUCAACAGUAACUCACCUAACUUAUAUGCAACAAAUAAGAAGAAGCAGAACUGCUGCCACUGAAGGGAGUCUUUCAGAAAAAAAAACUCUGCGAUUUGCACUAAAGACAAGACGGUACCAAAGCAACCAUAGUGGUUGGGUUAGCUCUCUGUGGAAAGGGUGGAGCUGAAAGCAGUGUUGGAAUUGAGGGAGCAUUCCUUUGCUGGAUGAGGGUUUUUUUUUGUGG
Messenger RNA from Astyanax mexicanus (Mexican tetra), 1239 nucleotides. It is a transcript of the gene rab34a, whose product is annotated as RAB34, member RAS oncogene family a. Gene Ontology annotation, biological process: phagosome-lysosome fusion; endocytosis. The transcript has 11 exons. The record is from RefSeq and is a predicted model, not a curated record. Gene Ontology annotation, molecular function: GTP binding; GTPase activity. The coding region runs from base 297 to 1076 and encodes 259 amino acids. Lineage: Eukaryota; Metazoa; Chordata; Actinopteri; Characiformes; Acestrorhamphidae.